Molecule: messenger RNA, 1239 nt
Organism: Rhodotorula graminis WP1
Lineage: Eukaryota; Fungi; Basidiomycota; Microbotryomycetes; Sporidiobolales; Sporidiobolaceae
Exons: 1
Coding region: 1-1239 (412 amino acids)
Biological process (GO): mitochondrial translational elongation
Cellular component (GO): mitochondrial matrix
Molecular function (GO): translation elongation factor activity
Source: RefSeq, a predicted model, not a curated record
AUGUCGCCCUCCCUCCCCCUCCUCCGCUCCCUCAUCUCCCGAGCCGCCGCACCCCGCCCACUGCACGCCCUGAGCCGGCCAGCCGCAGCGCGCACCUUUGCGAGCACCAGUACCGCCCAUGCCGACCCGCCAAAGGUCCCCGUCGCCCUCAUCUCCAAGAUCCGCUCGGCGCGCCCGGGCACCCCUCUCUCGCUCGCGCGCUCAGCCCUCAUCGCCGCCAACCACGACCUCGACGGCGCCCUCGCGUGGAUCGCCGACCAGGCCGCCGAGUCGGGCGCCAAAAAAGCCGAGAAGCUCGCCGGCCGCGCCGCCGACCAAGGCCUCGUCGCCGUCGCUGUCCUCGCCGACGGGUCCGGCGGCGUCGGCGUCCGCGCUGCCCUCGUCGAGUUGAGGUGCGAGACCGACUUUGUCGCGCGCACGGACGAGUUCCGCGAGCUCGCCGAGGGCAUCGCGCGCAGCCUCGCCUUCUUCGCCGAGCCCUCGUCGCCGUCGUCGUCGGCGGCGGCGGCGGCGGCAGCGGCGGCGCACCAGCUCGUCCAGCUCGACCCCAAGGCCGCCACCCUCCUCGAUACGCCCGUCGUGCCCCCGCCGCACAAGGCCGCCGCGCUCGCCGCCGCUGCGGGGUCGGGCGACUCGUCGGCGCCGCCUUCGCACGAGACGGUCCACACGAGCCUCGCGUCGCUCGUGUCGCGCCUCGGCGAAAACAUCCGCCUGCACCGCGCGUCGUCGGUCGCGCUCGAGCCGACGAUGCCGGCAGACGACCCGCCGGCGUCGGAGCGCAGCGUCUACCUCGCGUCGUCGUACGUCCACGCGAGCAAGACGCCCACAGCGGCCGCCGCCGACGGCGUCCAGUCGGGCCUCCUCGGCGGCCUCCUCCUGUCGCGCCUUCCGGCGAGCUCGGCCCCGUCGGUCGACCCGGCAGAGGUCAAGGGCCUCCUGCGCGCGCUCGCCCGCCAGGCCGUCGCCCUCCCGACCACGUGCAUCCGCGGCGCCGGUCCGGCGCCGUCGAGCACGAGCUCGGGCGCCGAGUCGGGCGAGCCGAGCACGGCGCUGUACGACCAGGCGCUCAUCACGAUGGCGCCGAGCGCCAAGUUUGAGUUUGAGCACGGCAGCUCGGUCGGCGACGUCCUGAGCCGGUGGAGCGAGGCGCGCGGCGUCGACGGCAGCGGGCUCGAGGUCGUCGAGCUCGCGCGGUGGGAGCUUGGCGAGGAGGGCGAGGGCGAGCAGGCGCAGGCAUAG